UAUAUUUUUAUAUAUUGGUAAAAUGUACAGUAAAAUAAACAUAUGAAUAGAGAAAAAGUCAAUCUAUUACAUUUAUACGAAAUAAUAAUACCCAUUUGAUAUAUACCUAAAUACUACAUAACCUAAUUGAAUAAAAAAAAAAUAAGUUCACAUCAGAUUAACAAAAAUACGGAGUAAAUUAAACCAAUACUGCGUUUCAAACGUUUUUCCAAUGUUCUCUCUCUUUUUCUCUUCCCCCUCUCUCUCUCCCCAAUGAAAGUGUGCAGAGUAAUUUAGGCUCUCUUCAUCUCUACAUUUUUUCUUUAUGCUAUUAUUUGGGAGUGUACUCAGUAGGAAUAUACAACACAUGCAUUAAAACCUACUAGUACAGUCCUACAUUACUCUUCAUUUCAUCCAUUUCAAUUUUCGAUCAUAUUCAUUCCAACAAUUUCUCAGAAAUUGCUUGUUCUUGCCUCUUCUCAGCAUGAUUGAGGGACAGAAUUUAGAGUCAGAUCAUUUGCAACUUUCACCUCCUUCACAUCUUCCACCCUUUGUAAGCUUUGAUGGGAUGGAGAUGGAGACAGAGAUAGAGGCAGAGAUAGAGGCAGAGAUAGAGACCGAGACCGAGACAGAGACAGAGAUAGAGAUAGAGACGAAGACAGAGACGGACUCUCUGAAGCACCAGAUUAUGCGCAGGCCAGGUUUUGGGAGUGCUGGCCGUCACAUAUCCCUGCUCGUGAAUCAUUUGAAAGUUUCUAUUGAAUCUCCAGAUGUGGCAUUUUAUCAGUAUUCGGUUAAGAUAACUUCUGAAGAUUGUAAACCAAUUGAAAGCAAGGCGAUUUGUGUAAAAAUUAUCGAUAAGCUUUUCCAGAUACACUCAUCUAAACUAGAUGCCAAAAAAUUUGCAUUUGAUGGAAAGGAGAAUUUGUAUACUGUUGGUCCUCUACCUCAGAAAACCUCUGACUUUACCUUGACUUAUGAAGAGUCGAUUGGACUGAGUGCUGAUAACCCCAUUGAACCUACAAAGAAAUCUAAACAUUCUUUGGCACCAAAGCUUUUUAAAGUGGAGCUCAACUAUUGUCGUGAAAUUUGUGUGCAACCAGUUGCUGUAAAUAAUGAAGAGCAUAACCUAUGUGAAACUGAGGAUGCAUUAAGGGUGAUCAAUACCAUACUGAGGCAACGGGCUAUCAAUAAGGGUUGCCUUUUGGUUAGACAGUCGUUUUUCCAUGAUGACUCCAGGAACUUCUUUGAGAUUGAUGGAGGUUUAGUUGGUUUGCGUGGGCUUGAUUCUAGUUUUCACAUGACAAGUGCAGGAUUGUCACUGAAUUUAGAUGUUGCUAUGACAUUAAUUCUGAAACCUGGACCUAUUCUUGAUUUUCUAUUAACUAACCAAAAUGUGCUAGAGCCUCGCUACAUUGACUGGGAAAAGGCCAAAAGAAUGUUGAAAAACUUGAGAAUCAAGACAAGUCAUACCAACAAGAUAUACAAAAUUAUAGGGUUGAGUGAUAAGCCAUGCUACAAGCUAAGUUUUCAACAUAAAGCAAAAAAGGAUAGUGGUUCCAAUGAAGAUCAAUUCCAGGAGAUGACUGUGUUCGAAUAUUUCCGGAAUCAUUGUGGUGUGGUGCUAACUUUUUCAAAAUACACGCCUUGCCUUGAUGUUGGCAAGCCAGAUAAACCAAUCUAUCUACCAAUUGAGGUCUGUUCACUGAUCUCUCUUCAACGCUAUCGAAAAUUGCUGUCUCCAACUCAGCGUAUUACUUUAUUGGAAAAAACCAAACUAAAGCCCCAUGACCGAAUGAAAUCUCUGAUAGAUGCUGUGAAGAACAACCAGUAUGAAAAUGACCCAUUGCUGGUUGCUUGUGGUAUUUCGAUUGAGAAGCAGUUUAUGCAAAUUGCUGGCCGUGUCCUUGAACCACCUAAGCUAAAGGUCGGCAGAGGUCAAGAUUGCAUGCCUGAAGAUGGCCGAUGGAACUUUAAGAAUAAACAAUUUCUGGAUCCUGUUAAUAUUAAGUGCUGGGCUAUUGUAAACUUUUCUUCUAAUUGUGAUACAAGCUUUCUUUCUCGAGAACUCAUCAAUUGUGGACGGAGAAAGGGCAUGGAUAUUGAAAGACCAUAUGCAUUGGUUGAAGAGAAUCAGCAGAUGAAGAAAGCCAGCCCUUUGGCAAGAGUUGAUGCAAUGUUUGAGAAAUUACAGGAUAAGCUCCCAGAUCAACCAGAAUUCAUUCUGUGUGUAUUGCCAGAUCGUAAAGUUUCUAAUUUAUAUGGACCCUGGAAACUGAGAAGUUUGAGUAACUUUGGGCUUGUAACACAAUGUGUUUGCCCUGUGAAAAUAACUGAACGGUAUCUCACAAAUGUACUUAUAAAAAUCAAUGCUAAGCUGGGAGGUAUGAAUUUGUGUAACUUUGGGCUUGUAACACAAUGUGUUUGCCCUGUGAAAAUAACUGAACGCUAUCUCACAAAUGUACUUAUAAAAAUCAAUGCUAAGCUGGGAGGUAUGAAUUCUUUAUUGGCUAUAGAAGAGCCCUGUUAUGUUCCCCAUGUGAAGGAUAUUCCAACUAUGAUCGUUGGUAUGGAUGUCUCCCAUGGCUCGCCAGGCAGUUCAGAUCCUUCAAUUGCUGCGGUUGUUGGUUCUGUAUCUUGGCCCCUUAUAUCAAGAUAUAGAGCAGCUGUAAGAGCUCAAUCUCCAAGAACUGAGAUAAUAGAUACACUGUUCAAACAACAAGAUGGCGGAGAGGAUACUGGUAUCAUGAGGGAGCUUUUAAAGGACUUCUUUGUUACAAGUGAGGGUCGAAAACCUAAACAGAUCAUAGUUUUCAGGGAUGGAGUAAGUGAUUCACAAUUCAGUCAAGUCCUUGACAUUGAGCUGGAGCAGAUUAAACAGGCUUACCUGGGUCUUGGAGAGGCAGAAAUUCCAAAAUUCACAGUAAUUGUUGCACAAAAGAGACACCGUACCCGACUAUUCGAAGUGGGGGCUGCUGGCAAUGUUACACCUGGGACAGUUGUGGACACUGAAGUUGUGCAUCCAAGGAAGUAUGAUUUCUACAUGUGUGCUCAUGGGGGGAUGAUUGGUACAUUGCGGCCUGUUCACUAUCAUGUAUUACUUGAUGAGAUCGGCUUCUCGCCAGAUGAGCUUCAAAAUUUCAUUCACUCUUUAUCCUAUGUGUAUCAAAGGAGCUCUCAUGCUACCUCAGUAGUGGCACCUAUCUCUUACGCCCAUCAUGCCGCCCGACAAGUAGGACAGAUUGUCAGAUGUGAUGAGCUUCCUGAGAACAGCACUGAGAACAAUGGCUUCACAUCCGCAGGAAGUAUCCCUGUCCCAGAGCUGCCCAGAUUACAUGAUAACGUCAAGGAUACCAUGUUUUUCUGCUAACUGGUCAUGGUCUUCCUUAGUAUAUGAGGCAGACGUGUAUAUCCAUUUGUGUAUAUAUGCCCAUGCAUAGGGAUUCUGUGACAUUCUGAUCUGAUUGAGGAGGGUCUAACAUGCUGGUGGCGUCGUGUAAAUCUUGCAGGUUAAACUUUGGCUGUGUACAGAUGGGUUAGGGAUUUUUUUGCUUUGUAACGGUUCAAGUUAUUAGGAAAUUUUCUGAUACAUUGAUGUGGGUAGAAAGUUUUGCCUUUAAAAACUAUUUCAAACUGGUGCUUGUGUUAUCUCCAUGAGUUGCUGAAACUAGGAAAAACAAAAAUUGCACUUUGUUCUCCCCCCUCUUGUUCAAUUCUUCCCAUUCUUACUUCUUA
This is a messenger RNA of Chenopodium quinoa (quinoa), 3714 nucleotides long. RefSeq names its product protein argonaute 16-like. Gene Ontology annotation, biological process: regulatory ncRNA-mediated post-transcriptional gene silencing. The record is from RefSeq and is a predicted model, not a curated record. Gene Ontology annotation, molecular function: RNA binding; protein binding. Bases 464 to 3349 code for a protein of 961 amino acids. The transcript has 24 exons. Lineage: Eukaryota; Viridiplantae; Streptophyta; Magnoliopsida; Caryophyllales; Amaranthaceae. Gene Ontology annotation, cellular component: cytoplasm.